Messenger RNA from Hemisphaericaspora subhashii, 3627 nucleotides. RefSeq lists its product as uncharacterized. Bases 1 to 3627 code for a protein of 1208 amino acids. The record is from RefSeq and is a predicted model, not a curated record. Lineage: Eukaryota; Fungi; Ascomycota; Pichiomycetes; Serinales; Debaryomycetaceae. The transcript has a single exon.
AUGAUCACUUUGAAUUUAAUACUUAUUGUGUUUAUCACAGUUAUCAGAGAUAUUAAUGGGAUUACAAUUGAUGAAGAAGUCCGUCAAACAGGUGGCGAGUUUCUCUACGGACCCGACAACGACCGUAUUGAAUUCAAUGCCUUAGUUGCCCUUAAAGACAUAUAUCACUUUGAAAUUUACGAUGUGACAUUUAAUGAAGAGUUUUACUACUAUAAUACUAAAAGUGUGAGUAGCAUCAGGUUUCAACAGACUAUAUUUACACAGAAUUCUCAUACAAUUUUAGAUAGACAGUCUUCUAAUAAUGUAUACAUGACGGGUAGCAAUAUAAAUCUAGGAUAUCUCACAUUCCAGACUUUGCAGGGGGCACGUUUAAGUAUCUUUGCGGUAUCAUUGGUGAACGAAGGAGAAAUGUAUUUGAUUGGUAAUAUGGAUAGACUUUAUUUUGCAGGUUAUUCUUUCACCAAUGACGGUACAUUUUGUGCAAAGGAUACAGUAAUCAACUUGGAUGAGGACUCUAAAGGGAGAGGCUGUUAUGUUCUUGAAAACACAGAGAUUACCAUUUUCGGUGGAGCAUCCAUACCUUCUAUCUGCUUGUCAGGUAACGUUGAAGACACAUCCGUGUUGUAUUUGAUGGCGUCUGAACAAGGAACGGUCAAGGUUGUAAAUUUUGGUCCAAAGAAUAUUUUGUACAUUAACGCUGGAGUGCUUGACGUUGAUAAUAAUUAUUUGAUUGGAGAUUAUUUAAAAAUAGAUUUCGGUCCAGGGUAUGAUAUGAGUAAAUUUGAGGCACAAGUUUUCGGUGCGCACCUUCAAAUUAGGUAUACGGGAGACAUUGAUGAAAAUGCAGAACGUUAUACAUGUGAUUGUACUUGUCCUGACCUACCUCCAACAAGCAUACCAGAAGAGAAAACAAAAGCAGAAGAGCCAACCGAAUCAAACGAAGGAACCGAACCAGUCAACGUAUUUAAUGAACAGAUCUUGCAAACUGGUGGUCAGUUUUAUCACGAACCUUCCUCAUUCCAGAGCAUCGACGACCUUAUCCAAUUCAACGGGUUAGUUUCGGUUGUUGAUCCAGAUUCAUUUUACCUUAAUGGAGUACAGUUUAAUGACGAAUUUUACUACUAUGCAACAGUUGUUCCAGAAGAGGUUCCUUAUUUUGAUUUAACCAUAUUUAAUGACGAAUCCCACAUUAUGGCAGCUACUGGCACAGAGACUUUCGAAAUACAGUUUGGAGAAGCGACUAUGAAUUCCGGUUAUCUUUCAUUUCAGAAUUUGCAAAAUGAAGGACUUGUCUUAAUCAGUGGUUCUGGUCGUAUGGAAAAUCAUAAUCAAAUGUAUUUGAUUGGUGCUGAUCCUAAGUUCAUCAGAUUUGAAUCUCAAAUCUACAACUAUGGUACAGUUUGUGUUAAAGGUGGAACUAUGAUACCUACAGGAAUGGAUGAAGGAAAUGGCUGCUACAUUCUCGAAGAUUCCAUCAUGGUCAUUGAUGCUGGCGACUUCGGUUCUUCUAUUUGCUUUGCAGAUGAUAAGUAUGACGAGUCGGAAAUUUACUUCCCUCAUGAAAACCGCCUGCGUUAUCUAUUGAAGCUUGUGAAUUUUGGAAUGCGUAACUCCUUGAAAUCCGAGAUUUGGGGGCAUGAACUACCACAUAUCUCGAUUGAAGAUAAUCAUUUAAAAGUCGUAAGGUCUGAGUUCGAUUUUGGAUCUGAAUUCGAUUUUGGCCCAGGUUAUGAUUUGAAUAGUUUUGAGGGACGUAUCGACGAGGAUGGAUAUUAUGUAAUCACAUACAAUGGAGUCAUUACCAACGAAGAAGAACGUUAUGUUUGUGAGUGUGCUUGUCCUGACUUACCUCCAACAGAUGUACCAAGAGAAGCAUUGGUCAAUACGGUUGCAUCAGGUGAAGAAGAUCAACCACUACCAGAUGAUAAUGAUCCACCACCAAGUCAACCAGCACAUCCAGAGCAAAUGAAACCAGAAUCGGGUAGUCAAAACACUUCAGGCGGAACCCCAAAUCCCGGCGACUCAGGAUCAGGAAAAGAUCCAGAAAAUCCAAAAUUUGUGACCCCAGAAUCUAUUCCAGAUACAGAGAAGAAAUUGGACGACGUACAACAAACGGGAAACGAUGAACUUGCUGGACCAGGAGAACUUAAUGGAGGAAAUGGCCAGGGUGCAUCAGUUGAAGUGCAAAGCGGAGGACAUGUUCCGGUUGCACCAAUGGCACAACAAAAUGGAGAAAUUAGCCUGGAUGGACCAGCAGAACCAGCAGAAGAACAUGGAGACACUGACUUGGCUGGAUCACAAGAAAUCGUGGGGACUGACCUGGGAGUAACAGAUGAAGAAAAUGGAGGGGAUGGACCAGCAGAAGAACAUGGAGACACUGACUUGGCUGGAUCACAAGAAAUCGUGGGGACUGACCUGGGAGUAACAGAUGAAGAAAAUGGAGGGGAUGGACCAGCAGAAGAACAUGGAGACACUGACUUGGUUGGAUCACAAGAAAUCGUGGGGACUGACCUGGGAGUAACAGAUGAAGAAAAUGGAGGGGAUGACCUGAACGUGCAACAAGGAAACAAAGUGAAUGAAAUGGUUGGAACAUCAGAAGAAAAUGAAGAUGGCGACCUGAAUACACCCCAAGAAAAUGAAGGGAAUAUUCUGGAUGAACCAGAAGAAGAUAAUAAAGAGGGCCAGCUGGAUGAGCCUGAAGUAGAAAAUGUUCUGGCUCCAACAGAAGAAGAGAAUGGACCAAAUUUGCAGGAUGUACCAGAAGAAGAAAAUGCAGGAAAUGGUCAGAAAGGGCCACAAGUAAAUAAACAACCAGUAUCAGAUGUUUAUUUACCAGUAUCGGAAGAUCAAGAGAAUGAAUCGGAUGGACCAAACGAAAUUCAAUCAACUUUGGUAAAAGAAGACAACUCCUUAUCCCAAGAUAGUCCUACAACACCUAGUUCUACUGUCUCCGGAUAUGAGACACCUACCAGCUCCCAGAUAGUUGACAAGGAAACUUCAACUACUGGCUCGGACAAUCCUCAUUCAACGGGUUCAGAAGUGGGCAACGUCAACGCUAUAAACGCCGGUCACUUAUUGGGUGAUCUAGAUGCUGAUGUUGUGCUUGGCCAGAAUCCUGCUGAUACUGGCUUUGGAUCUGAAAUAGAAACUUCGUGGAGUUCCUCAUCUAUGAAUAUGACAAACGCAACAUCUGCUUUGGCUAGAGUUACAACAAUAAGUCAAGUAAUUACUUAUGAAAUAGAAGUGCUUACUACAUUUGAAAGUGUGAUCACUAUAGCAGGCGUUGAACACUUCACUGAAGCAGUCACGAAGAUACCAAUGAUGGCGACAGAAACAGUAGUGGUUACGAGUAUUUUACCUGUGGAAUAUGGUAUUGCUGGUGCUGAAACAGUUCAAGAUGAUGAAUCAGUCAUUGGUAAGAAUAGUUUACCAGUGGAAAAUGGUAUUGCGGAUGCUCAAACUGUUCAAAAUGAUGGGUCAGUCGGUGAUUCUACAAUUAUUCCUUCUGCUUCAACAGAUAAUGCCCCAAUCAUCGACAUUUUUGAAGGUGCUGCUGCCAUUUCGUUAGAGUGGAACAGUUUAUUUAUGAUGGCAAUGAUGGCGGUUUCUUUGAUUGCUGUUAUUUAA